Rhipicephalus sanguineus (brown dog tick) is the source of this 9047-nucleotide messenger RNA. RefSeq lists its product as uncharacterized. NCBI's taxonomy places the organism in Eukaryota, Metazoa, Arthropoda, Arachnida, Ixodida, Ixodidae. The transcript has 7 exons. The record is from RefSeq and is a predicted model, not a curated record. The coding region runs from base 465 to 7901 and encodes 2478 amino acids.
GACAUUUCCAUUUCUUGUUUGUGUUCCGUCAUCCCGAGCAGUCAUCAUCGUAUCUUUGACCGUUAGGGGGCCGUGGCAGCCGUGGUGCUGUGAACUUCAGAGGUGCAGAACGUGGGAUGGGGUCGCGUUUAGAACAAUAUGUUUUAAAUUGUUUCGUGACAGCCAGCGGCUGCUCGGUGGUGCUCCCCCGUUGCCACGGAAGCCCGAGGAUGCGUAGUGCGCGCAGGCAGCUCGCUCUGCUAUACGCGGAAUCGUCUAGCGAGGUAAUUUGGAAGUAUUCUGUGAGUGUCUCGUAGGUCACCUCGCCGUUUUUUCUCCGCUGAAUACUAUGCAUUCCGGAUAUGAUACUUUUUUUUGAUCCAAUGAGAAUGCGCCAUCGUACAAUCUGGGUCCAAUGGGAACCCUUCAUCUUGCCGGCUGGCCAAUGAGAUGAUAGACGCUUCGUGACAAGCCUGGAUCUCAAUAUGGCGGCGGAGUCUGCCGCUCCGACGAGGGAAAGACAGGAGCGAUGCGAAGUGUUCUCGAUGGAUGCAAAGGAGCUCCUGCCGGAGAGGCAGUGGGAGCAACCAGUAGGCGGACCACAAUGCGACGCUCUUCAACAGUUCCUGAGGGAUGUCGAGGACCGAGACGGACUCACGGUGACCGACCCCGACCGACGAGCGCUAUCGUUAGCAUCCUGCUGGGUGUCGCUGAGGGCAUGGCACCAGGUUCUACCUUUCCAGGAUGCCGCUCGGGUCUUGUCAGUGGAGACGCUGCGUUAUUUAAACGGGCCUCUCUUCCUCAAGACGCCAGCGAUCUUGAGAACCGAGCUGCUCCUCGCCAUCACCAAGUGCAAGGUGCAGCUUUCGGCGACCUCGGCACCGUUUCUGGCGGUGUGUGAGUUCCUGGAGAGGACAGCCCACAGCCGAUUUGGUGACCCGCUCAUGCGGAGGCUCCUGGAGUACACCCCCUCGCUGCCGCUGCCCGAAGGCCUGAAAUCGUGUGACGCCGAUGAGCUGCUGCGCCAUCUGGAGUGCCUGCGGUUCUGGCGGCAGGAUGCCGUGGUGGAGAGGAUCUGCCGAGAACAGCUGUCCGUCCUUGCACGGCAGGAGCAAGAGGAGCGCAACGAAGAACGGCGCCAGACGGGCCUGGAAGUGGUGCGGGUGGGCGUUGGUGGGCAGGCCUUUCUCGAACACCUGCUCUGUGUCCUCUACCGGCAGCGGAGAAUCCAGGAGCUUUGCACCGAGACUUCGAGGUUCUCUUGCCACGAAGGGGUCCAGCUGGUGAGGGGCCUGACGCAAAGGGCCAACGACCCCGAGCGUGCAGACGUGGCUGAAGCCCUCGCACACGUGUUCCUGGUUCGGGACCUGCUGCAGGCGUCGCCGUUCUGCUGCACUCGCGAGCUCAUGGUGCUAUGGUGCCAGCUACAGAGGAUACAGGGCCAUGCGGUGCCACAGGUGGCACGUGCUGCGCUGCGCCUGCUGCUGCCGCAUGCGGCAAACAGCGCGCAGUUCUACCUCUUCUGUGAUGUCCUGUGGGAACAUUAUGGAAGACGGCUGAUCCCAGUCUACUUGGACCUUUUUGUGCGCGGGCUGACAACAGACAUCAACUCCCUUCAGAGCGCCAUGCACUGGGAGAACUGGGCCAACGUUCGAGAGAUGGAGGUGCACAUGGCAGGUGUUCUGCUUAAGCUGGCCACCCUGUUCCCCGAUUUGCCCGAAGUGUCGCGCGAGUGCGUCCUCAGUGCCUUCGCCCUGGAUCCCACGGAGGAGCGGCUGGCACAGCUCGAGAGACUCACCGAACAAGUGAAGGUCAAGUCGGUCAACAACGGUAACAAUGGCGGCGGCGUCCAGACCAGUUCGCCUCAAGAACGAGGUCCAGGUCGCCACGCGAUCGAGGACGUUGGGGACGGCCAGGCCUGUCGUUGCGGUGGUCGCUGCAACGAUCAGCCAGUGGAGCAGAAGACCAGUCCCGCCCUGGCGGACGGAAGACCCGAAUACGAAAUGGACUUCUGGCACCCGAUUCUCAACCAGCAGCUUGAUGGAGUUCCUUACAGGCUUCUCAAGGACUUUGUGACUGUUUUGGAGUGCGUGCGUCCGAGAAGCGUUAACCUCUGUUCCGACUGGCACUGGUACCUGGAGUGUUUCGAGAGCCGAAGAGCAGCACUGAGGAACUGGAGAACCGGCGGGCAUAGCAGGACGCCGCCUCAAGAGUACUGCGGCAGCGCCGACAGCGAGACUGACUCGGCCUCGGAAGAAGAUGAGAGUGACGAAGAGGCGAGACGGAGAGCCCAGCUGCACAUCAAGAAAGUCCUCGACAGCACGGGGAUGCCGGUCAAGCGCAGGGACAAACGGAGGGCAAACGCCAAGUGCAAGUCGUCUCGAAAAAAAAAGAAAAAAAGCUCGAAAAAGCAUAAGAAGGAAGUCGGCGUAGCGGAGAAUGCCACAGCGGAGUUUGGUCUGACAGGACUCGCCGAGUCGGCGGGGCUGGACAUGGCCGGUCUCGGCACGGCGGAGCUCGGUCUGACAAGGCUCGGCACGACGGAGCUAGACUCCGCCGAGCUCGGCCCAAUGGAGCUUUGUCCGACGGGGCUCGACGCAACCGGCUUGGAGGACGCAGGGCUCGAUUCUACUGAGCUUGACGCGACUGGACUGGAAACAAUUGGCUUAGAGCCCAUGGACCUCGAUCCGACAGUUUUGGCGCCGCCCCUGCAAGAAGAAAAGGCACACGAUUCGCUACAGGUUGGGAUGCCCAAGGUUAAGAAGAAAAGUCAGAAGAAAGGGUCCCACAAGAAGAAAGAAGGACUAGUCGCGCCUGCUCCGACUGGCGGUGGGUGCCUGCAGACCCUACGCGUUGUGCUGGAGCGCUUCGACAAACUGUCGGGAAGUGCACCGAAUCACCUGGUGAACAAGAAGAGCGGUCUCCGAAUUGUGCCCGUCAUGUCCCUGCCCAACAUUUCGCUAGACGACGAGUCUAAGAGGGCUUAUUUGUGGACAGACGGAGCCACAGCACCCAAGGCGUCGCCGUCAAAGCUAAAUCUGCCACAGGGCCCAGCGUAUCAGAGGGUGGCCUCUGAAUUUGAAGCCCGACUUCAGACCACGCCCCUGAAGCAGUUCUUGCGGUACCAGAUAAAGAGGCCAAAGUUUUCUAGCAAGAAGACCGUCCCUGUAAAGGUGUCGAUGCGAUCUGUAAAGGGUGCGUCAAUGAUGCCUGCCACACCAGCCAAGUCAGUAUCGAUCCCCAAAGCCCUAACGCCAAUGGCUGCCUCAAAGGCAGCAGCUGUAACCGCAUCUAAAAUGGCAGCUACAGCAGUCUCCAAGACACCGACGACAUUAUCUGCACCUAAAGUUGUCCCUGUGGCAGUUCCAACAUUGAAAGGGGCUGCAACACUGCUGGCCAAGACCCAUGCUAUGGCGUCCGCAAAGGUUUCACCAGUGCCGGUCACGAAAGCACAACCACAUGCAAUUAUUACGAAGGCACAGCCAGCAACAGUCAGUAAAGCACUACCGGUGCUGGUUUCCAGAGCUUUGACUACGGUUGUGGCAAAAGCACCCCCCGUGAUGUCCUCUGCGCCUGCAGGUGCCAAUCUUGCUAAGAACUCUCUUAUGCUCCCUUCGAGGCCAUUGCCGACUAUGGUUCGUCCAUUGAAGGACUAUGCAAAGGCUUCUAAAGCAGCAGCAGCUUCUAAUGUUCCUUACUUGGUGAAGACAGCGGGCGGCACUCAAUCCGCCGUGCCGGUCUCCACGUCUGCAAGUCAGAGCGCUGUAAUGCCUGCGGCCAUGAUAUCAAGCAGUGCUGUUGACCUACCGAAGCAGGCCGCAGAAACUACAAUCCAGCUGCAGUUGCCCACAAUGUCGCGCACCAUAACUUCUGCUCCAUCUCCUCUGCCCAGCCACAUGAUGUCGUUGCAGCAGGAGACCUCGCCACAAGUUCAAGAGUCGCCGCGGCCGGUGUCAGAACCUUCGCUGGGAACAUCCGUUCCUAAUGCAAUAGCAGAAGCCACCAGGCCGUCCCAGACACAGGUGGUGCCUCAAGUGAUUGGUGCACCACACAUGUCACAACAGGUCAUAACGUCCACCACAACGACCCCGGCACAGCAGUCCGGCAGCAACUGCUCGCUGCAAGCAAAUCAGCCACUUAACAUAGCCUCGUCAGGUGCUUCUCUGAUCACAAAUGUUUCUACCGACGCAAGCCAAGUGCUCAGCCAACUCAAGCAGGGGCAAGCCACAGUCCUCAGGCUGCCCGUCUACUCACGAGCACUUCAGCAGCAGGUAGGGCAGGCAGGCAUGAAGGCAGACACGCCGGGUGUGUGCAUGCUGCCGAUGAAGAUCUUGAACGCUGCCAUGCUGUCCGGCCAAGAGAAGGUGCUGAACGUUGGGAACCAGAAGAUCGCCAUCAAUGCUCUGCCCGGUCUACUGGCUGCCUCUACAAGUGGCUCCACGACGCUCUCUACGACGGUAGCCGGAACUGUUGCGAGCAGUGGGGCACCUAGCGUGGUUUCGGCCAAGAUUGUGCCGACGAUGGUCAGUGCUCAGAACAUGCAAGCUGUGCAUCAAUUACAGCAGCUGGUAAGGCUCAACACUGUUCCUGGUGCCAUAGCACAGAUGAACGCUGCCGGUGGUACCACUGUGCUCUCGGCAGACCAGCUCGGAGGACAGGCAGGGCUUACGAACAUCACAGCCCUUACUCUCCCUCUUCAGGGCGGGUUGGUUGGGGGCCGUGUUAUAGCAGGCAAGAUCAUGAUUCCUGUCAACAGCCUGCUUCAGCAGGGUUCCACACUGUCAGCUGGAGGUAUGCCAGUCAUCAUACUCAAGAACCACCCCGGCCAAGCAAAGAUUGUCACCGAUGCAGCAAACUUGGCACAGCAGGUUCAGCAACAAGUGCAGCAACAAGUCCAGCAGCAGGUACAGCAGCAAGUUCAGCAGCAAGUUCAGCAGCAGGUGCAACAAGUACAGCAGCAGGUGCAGAUUCAGCAGUCAAUACAAGCCCAGCAGCAACAGUUGCAGCAGCAAGUGAGGCAGCAGCAAAUCCAGCAAGCCCAGCUGCAGCAGCUACAGUCAAACGGCACUGCAGUGGUGUCGGAUGCAAACGCAGGGGCGGUUUCGGUCGUCGACGGCACAGGCACGGUGAUUGUGUCAGCUGCGGCAACAAGUGUGGCGGCAGCGGUGUCCUCGGCGGGGGGAGCACCAAGUGCGAUGGCGAUCAAGAAAACUUGGAUGCCGAUACGCAGCAAGCCGGGCGCCAUGGAGUACCGGAAGGCCUGCAACAUGCCUCCUGUGAAGGUCACAAAGGCCAAGUUGCUGGCCCCUGUGUCCUCACAGCAGCAGGUGCCCAUCGUGUACACCAGUCCUCAGGCCACGGUAUCUGUCACCGGUGCCACCCGCGUACUGGCACAGUCCGUCUGCAAGACACUCCCCAUCACCAAUCUGUCCGGUGUCACCCAUCUCACCAUGCCAACCAUGCAGAUGGGCGUGCCCAUGGCCGUCGUCACUCCUAGUUCCGUGGCUGGCCAAAUCACCGUGCCUGUGACGCAGAAGGUUGUCACUCGACAAGUGACGGUGCCUCUCGCGAGAUUGCUUCAGAAGCCUGCGCCGAACGCCUGCAAACCCACGGAGGCGGCAGCUUCGGCCCUCCAACAACAACAAAGCGUCGUCAUCUCCAUUGCACAGACACCGCAGGUGGCAUCAACAGCUCAGACGGUCCUGGCCUCCACUCAGAACGCAGCAUCGGCGACUCCUUGCGUUGCGACGACCCAAGCAAGCGUGCCAGUCGCCCUGGCUGAGGAAGACAUUCAGAAUCCAGCAGUUUCCGUCGCUGUGAGCAAGAGCCAGUCGGCAGUCGUUCCCGUGGCCAAAGCUGCAACUGCUGUGGCCACGAGUGUCGUGAACCAGCGCACUGGAAUACACUUGCCGUUUCCAGAAGACCUGGUGGAUCCGAGUCCCAGUGGUGCCACCUACGUCCCCGUGAACAGUGCCGAGCUGAUGCCGACGGGCCGGAAUGAGAGGCCAAAAGAGGACGAGGAGUCCGUCAAGGCUUAUUAUCGUCGCAAGAAAGCUGCCAUAGCCCAGAAGGCCCGCUUGGCAGCGCAGCCUAAGCAGCAGCCCCUUUCCCAGUCUAUGUCAAAGUCUCUCACAGCCAUCUGCGAUGCUCUUCGCUGCAGCCUCUUGGUUGCUGAUGAAGAAAAGAUUAAAGUAGACACUGAGGCAACUAUUAGAGAAUGCCAAGAAUAUGAGUUGGACUACUCUAGUGAUGACUCAUCAGAUUGUGACGUGCAAGACCUGUAUGAAGAGAAAGCUCUGCUGCGCCGUCUACAGCACGAAGACGAGUUAAACAGCAUCCUGUACGUUUCAGACUCUGUCGCCUCCGAGCCAGAUUGUGAUCCAUACCAGUGGUCUAGUCAGUCAUCACUGCUGCUCGAACAGUUGAACUCGGACGGUGACGCCAGGGACACCAUGACACCGUCCUCGGUUGGCGAGAGUAUCUUUGAAGGUGGCUCCAGCCUUUCCAAAAAGCUGGCCAUGAAGGCCAAGAUGGCCACUUCUGGUGGCCCUUGCCAGGAGAAUGGACUCCAGUCGCCUUCGAAGUUCACGUGCGACCGGUGCAACCGUGGGUUCUUCUCCGCGUACAACCUGCGCCGGCAUCAAAAGAACGUGCACAAGAUGGUGUUUAAGUCGCUGCACGUGCCGUCACACGGCUCGAGGGACACCCCCUCUCCGCAGCAGCGAGUCGCGGUGACAAAGCAGCCGUCGAGAAACACGCCAACGCCCCAGCCCUAUAAAACGCCAAAGCAUUCGCCCCAGCCCCCAAAGCGCACGCUGUUUGAUGUAGCCGAGGACGAUGAAAACUCAAGUCCGGAGAAGGUGUUCUGUGCUCAGUCCAUCGACGAAGACCAGAGGCUGUCCUUCGAGAGUCCUGGCCUUCCCUCAGAUUCGGAGGAGAGUGCUUUGUACGGCAUCAAGGACGAACCGUCGGAUCCUGGCAUCUCAUCACUCAUUUGCGACAAUGCAUCUUUUAACGUCAUUCCUCAGACUCCGCGAGACUACUUCUCGAGAAAAGAGGACAAUCCACACGAGCUGUCUCUUUCGGACGUGGUCACGGGAAGUGCGAAGCAACAGGCUCCCAGAAGUCUUGUUUCCAAGCAGGUCAAAAGCCAUGAUUCGCCAGAGCUCUCCAAGAACCUCGAUCCGGCGGACAUUCUGGAGUCCCUGGAAGUGGCGAAGAUGUCCGCCUGGACGUCGACGAGGGGGCCGCUAGUGAACAGGGACGGCGGCCCAGUGGCGGGGUCAAUGGACUGCGACGACGACGAGGUUAACGAAGCGCUGGAAGCCGGAGCUGGCCUGGAGAGCCUGCUCGGAAAGGAGGCGGGAGCCAACCACGGUGGUGACGCUCAGGACGACAUUGACGACAUACAGCCUACGGUGCAGCACAUGGGGAUGACCGACGACAUCAAGGACGACGAAGAGGGCCAGGGUUCGCAAGAGCCCUGGAACGCGGCUGACCAGGCAGCGUUGCUGGAGGACAUCAAAGCGGUUGAGUCUCUUGGCGAGUACGGGACGGACAGUCUGGACUUCUUCGUUGCUCCCCGUAACGUGAUGUCCAUUCAGGACCAGGAAGGCCUGCUCAGCUUUGCGGACGGUUCUCCUAACAUAGAAGACGAGGAGGAGGCGGGCGACAUGAGCGAGGAGUCGGACGGGACGGGCGCCGCCGCCGUCCUGGCCAACGAGAAGCUCGCGGAGCCCCGCUUGGAAGAAGGGGAUGAGAAACCGUGCACCAGCCAGUGUCGCACGCGCUCGCGGGAGGCGUCGGUCAAGCGCAGCUGCCCAUGCUGCGAGGACUCGUCACCCAGGAAGCGCUUGACGCGGAGUUCAUCGUCGAGUGGUGGCAAAACACGAUCGGCCACGAAAAAGGUCAGGACGAGAUGAUCCGCGGCGGAAUCUCUGGUGUGAGGUGGAAGAAAGUGUGUGGCCCCCAUACCACUGGAGGGGGGUCUGGCCCGUUGAGAAGCUCAAGAGUUGCUUUGCGUCUCUGCCUGUGAUAACUGUACUCGUGUGCAAUGGGCAUUGGAUUUGGGGAACAUGCAGCGCCGAAACUUCAGUGCCAUUCAAGGCCUGCCUGUGUGUGUGCAUGUUCUGUUGGACUUGUCUGCAUUGCAACAGAUAGUGCACUCAUUACGUCAUCAACCCUAGCCAUCCUUUUGUUCCUUUUUUUUCUUCUGUUAGGCGGGCUUAUUGCACCAGAACAGAUGCCAACUUCAUUGUGUCCUCUUUUUCUUUUCCUUCCCUCCCUUCAUCAAGCAUUGUUGUUUUUGUGGGUUGUUUUUGAGAUGUUUAUUUGUUGUUUGGUUGAUCGUAGCCUUAUACAUCAUUCUUUCGCGUGUAAGAGAAUUGUGAAAUGAAAAGUUCGUUAUUUUUGCUGCGGGCUGGCUGCAAAGUGUACAUAGUGUUUGUGUCUGAGAGAGCGAGAGUGCAGUCAUGUUUCAUCGUCGACAUAUAUUUUACUGAGAUUUUUCUAAAGCUAAUUUAUGAGAUGCUGUGCUUGUAACUUAUUUGGCCUUCCUCGACACCUCCAAUCCCGACGUCGGUAGAAUGGGCCCUGCUGUAGCAUUUGGCUGUCGACCAGUUCAUUUCCCGUUCAUGGCCAGUUGUUAGAGCAAAAGAUUCAGCGCUAGCGCUCUUUAGGGGCAUUUCGGUGUGGCUGUGGAAGGAGGGCACGGCUUUCAAAUACACACACACAAAAAAGUCAUGCGGCUGUCUUGUGUGAACAGGCAUGUUCUAGUCGUGUCUGCGUGCGGGUAGCACUCAACAAUCCUGAGAAAACUGAAAAUUGUGCUCUGCCCUGUGCGUUGAUAAAAGCUGAGUAGUCUAUAUAAUUUUUUGUGCAGAAUUGUGCGGCCAGAAGGCAUCCAACUGUAUUUUAACUUUUGUACAUAAAGACCUACCUUUUGUUUUUGCACAUGGACAAUAGUCUGCACCUGUAAAUAUCCCUGCUUGGAACCAAGCUUUCCUUUUUCUUUUCAAAAAUUCAAUUGUAAAAUACUUUCACUAUACAAUAAAACUUUUUAACCUGUA